Messenger RNA from Leishmania mexicana MHOM/GT/2001/U1103, 1047 nucleotides. RefSeq lists its product as hypothetical. The coding region runs from base 1 to 1047 and encodes 348 amino acids. The transcript has a single exon. Lineage: Eukaryota; Euglenozoa; Kinetoplastea; Trypanosomatida; Trypanosomatidae. The record is from RefSeq and is a predicted model, not a curated record.
AUGCCCCGUCCGCAGUUUAUUACGUGCCAGCUAUGCGGCAAGGGCUUCGGAUCGGCCUCAAUCAACAUUCACAUUCCGCAGUGCUUUGAGAAAGCCAUCAAGCGAUGGCAACUGAAUCCGCAAGGACCGCGACCAGUCAUGCCACCGCUCCAUGGCAAGCCGGGUGCCAAGGAAAGAAAUGGUGGUUCCUCCGGCAUUGCCUUCGCCGACCAACCCCGCGGCCCUGGCAUGUCAGCUAUCCGCUCCCUGAAGAUGCAGAGCAUGCCACCGGAAAGUGUCGAGCCGGAGAACAUGAAUCUGCACCCAUGCUCGAAAUGUGGCCGUACUUUCAACUUUGACCGCAUCGCCUACCACGAGAGCGUCUGCAAAGGCGACCAAAAGCGCAGGGUCUUUGACAGUAGCAAGCAGCGGUGUGCAGGCAGCGAGGGGGACGACGCCUACGCUGGUGGCACCUUCGGUGCCCCAAGUGGGGCUCGGAGAGGCCGAACGAAGAAACUGGGCACGGCGAACACCACAAGUCGAUACACCCCCGCUCCGGCCCCGCAGACGAAUUGGCGUCAGCAGCAUGAGGAGUUUAUCACGGCCAUCCGCAGCGCCAGGCGGGCAGAUGCGGAGGCACAGAACAUGUGGGGCACUGGUCCUGCUGCGCCUUCUUACAGCACAUCGAGGGGACUUGCACGCGGUGGUCUCUUCGGCGCGACAUCUUCCGGCUACGGGGAUGGGGCUGGGAUGUCAGCCCGGUUCUCGGCGUCCACUAAACGAAUUCCGCCACUUAUGGCGAAGCAGAAUGAGACGAUCAAGCAGGGCAUCGCGACUGGCGGCCGUGCGGCAAGGGCAAAGGAGGGCGGCGGCAUCCCCGCGCCGAGAAUGGGGCGUCCUGUAGGGCGUCCGACUCCGCCUUCGGGACGAGACAGUUUCAGCGGCCGCAGCGACAGAUUCAGUAGCCGUGGCGGUGGAGGCGGCAUGGGUGGUGGUGGUGGUGGUGGCCGCGUUCUAAACGACAACACGACAAGCGUAGGCAUGCUGCAGGCCAUGGGGAGAGCCUAA